Dendronephthya gigantea is the source of this 2505-nucleotide messenger RNA. Its product is annotated as grainyhead-like protein 1 homolog. The transcript has 22 exons. NCBI's taxonomy places the organism in Eukaryota, Metazoa, Cnidaria, Anthozoa, Malacalcyonacea, Nephtheidae. The record is from RefSeq and is a predicted model, not a curated record. Bases 255 to 2084 code for a protein of 609 amino acids. Gene Ontology annotation, biological process: regulation of transcription by RNA polymerase II. Gene Ontology annotation, cellular component: nucleus. Gene Ontology annotation, molecular function: DNA-binding transcription activator activity, RNA polymerase II-specific; RNA polymerase II cis-regulatory region sequence-specific DNA binding.
GUUGUUUUCGAAUUCGAUUCAUCCUCGUAGAUUUUAAUAAUUUGUACUGUGUUGUGAUUGUUCCCGAUGAAAAAAAGAGUAUAAAAUAAAUAUAUCUUGCGCAGUUUAAACAACGCCUCCACAUUAAAAUUUGGCUACACAUAAAGAAGGUCAAAACAGUAAAUGGCCGACAACCCAAAGGUGUAAAGGCUGAUGUUGUGUACAAUCUCUUUCCAUUUUCUUAUGCCAGACGAAAACUCCAUGGGAGUACAGUGAUGCAAGAGAACAAAAACUCAGCAGCAAAGAAUAGUGAUAAGUUAAACAAAGAUGUUUCUUUAAGUACAAGUGGUGAACCUGAUCGUGAUGGUGCAAGUGAUCAGGAAGAUCGUGGCAAAGAAUUCUUGAAGGCAUAUUUCUCCUCAGAUUCUUCUGACAAUUCAGCUUUAACUGCCUCACUUCUGGCUCAAGUUAGUGCAGAUGACCCGUCAGUGGCUGCAUCCCUUGGUUUACUUUAUGAUUAUUAUGUUCAAGAAUCUGCUCACUCGCCAACUUCACCAACCUCAGAAAGUGAGAAUGGGAAUGCUGGUAACAGUUCUUUAGCAGAUGUUUUGAAUCAUGAGAGUGUAACAGUUGUUCAGUCUGACGUAUCAGAAUUAAAACGCCGUAGUGAUGGAGAUCCACAAAGACGAGUGGUGAACAGACCGUCCCAAGGAAGAUCUUCAACUUCCACAUCAGUUGAGGCGUUAAGAUAUCCAAUAGUAAAGCAACAGACAAGCCCAUCAGAUUGCAGACGGAAAAGUGAAGGACAGUCAUCUGCUGUGAUAAGUUCUGUUUCACCCGCCUCGUCCAGCGAUAUUUCACCCAUCGUUCUUCGAAACGAGGGAUUUAAUUACACUUGUUAUGAUCCGCCAAUGAAACCACAAACACUCUUUGCAGCACAGGAAAAGUAUUGCUUUACACUUGAAGCUCCGCCAUCGAUAAUUCAAAGACGAGGCGAAGACUCGCUGACGUACCUAAAUAAAGGCCAGUUUUAUUCAAUAAAUUUCGAAGCAAAUCCCACGCAGUCGGACGGUGCUGAAAAUACUCAAGUCAAGUCAAUUUUACACCUGGUUUUUCGUGAUGAAAAAGAUCCGAAUGUUGAGAUCCAACAUUGGCGGUACUGGCAUGCUCAGCAAGCAAAUCCUCAGCAGAGGGCAUUUGAUAUCGAUCGUAAAUCCUGUGCAAAUAUAGAAGAUCAUGUCGAUGAAAUUGCCUACAACGCAGCUGCGUUUUACUGGGAUACGAAAGUCAAUGCUAAGAUUGUUUUGCGAAUGAACUGUCUCAGCACUGAUUUUUCCUCACAAAAAGGCGUAAAGGGCAUUCCGCUACAUCUUCAAAUUGAUACCUAUGAAGACGUUGGUGUCGCUGACGCAGAACCGAUACAUAGAGCAUUUUGUCAGAUCAAAAUAUUCCGAGAUAAAGGCGCAGAACGGAAGAACAAGGAUGAAUCAAAGAGUGCUGAGAAACGAAUGCAGAAGUUGAUGCAGAAGCAGAGCAGCUCGUUCUCAGAUUCGCCUUCCACGAUAUCUCCGUCCGUUUUUCAAGCGCCUGUUAAGAUCACAAAGUUAACACCAACGACACCACUAGGACCCAAACCAAUAUUGUUUAGUCCGACUGAGUGUUUUCCAAUAAACGAAGCGGCGCUUCAAAGCGCUACAUUUCUUCAUGCUGUAAAGGAAAACGAAAACAAGCGAAGAUUGAAAGCUUCUUUGGAUAUUGCUAAUGAUGAACUUGCUGAUCUUGAAUUUAUACCACGCAACAAAGCUCAAAGAGUUCAAAGACCUCCACGACCAGCGGUUACUAUUUACGUUAAGAAAGAAGAGGAAAAAGUUUACAAUGCAUUGAUGUUAGAUUCAUUUGGUGUUAUUGAUCUACGUGAAGCAGUUGCUCAGAAGUAUGACAUUCCGCCAGAAAUGAUAAAGGCUGUGUACAAGAAAACCAAGAAAGGUAUCUUGGUGAAUAUGGACGAUAGAAUGGUAGAACAAUUUGUUGACGAAGAUGACUUUAUUAUUAAGAUAGAUUUCGACAAUCAACUUGGUCAUUUUGAGCUUACCUUGUUUUACUGACGACUCGAUGUUCAAAUGCUUAGCUAUAUAUCGUAAAGUUUACAGGUGUAUAUAUAGAUCUGUUCAAAGAGCACGGCUGCCGUAAAGUUGUUUUCUUUUGGACCACUUGAAACAUUUAGAUAAUCAACAUAGAAUAUAUUCAUAUUUAACGAAGCUCAAUAGUUAGGCGUUGUCGUAGGUCUCUCAAAACGUCCAUUUUUUAACUCAUACAUGCUUAAAAUACGUGGUGGUUCCACAAGCGCAUAUACACGCCAAGGACGCCGGUCCUUUUCACAAGAUUUCGCUAACUGCAUGAGAUGUCUCGUCGCCAAUAUAUCGGGAUAUAGCGCGAUGAAUGUUUCCGUAUGUUCAUAUUACCAUGCAUGCAUGCGUUCAAUUAUUUUCAUAAACGCAGGAUCAAUAGAUUGCCAAAACGAUUUUA